CCUCUGAAGGGACACAGACCGGAGUAAACCGGGCUCGUAGGCGGGUCCCCGAUGACGGCACAAACAGGUAGUCUCGGGGUGUGUCCCUCAAGGUUUUAGGUGUUUACCGACAUAUAAAAAGUUGUUGGAGGCAUUCUGCAGAAGAGGACUGACGCCGAGAGCGUUUGAAGGACACAGACAUGGAUUUAACUCGGUUCUUGUCGCUGCUCUUUUUGAUUUUCUGCUUCUUUUCUGGCUCGCAUGCUAACGCUACAGGUAAAGGACGGGGAUUCAUUGCGUAUAAGGACCCUUUAAACUCAGACCAAUAUGUUGUGGACCAGGCAACAUCUGACACACUGAAGAGUAGUCUCACCACAGUCUUCCUCCCGAUCGUCUACAUCAUCGUGUUUGCAUUGGGACUUCCUGCCAACGGCAUGGCCAUCUGGGUGUUCCUCUUCCGAACCAAGAAGAAGCACCCGUCGUCCAUCUACAUGGCUAACCUGGCUCUGGCUGAUCUGCUUUAUGUCAUUUGGAUACCUUUAAAAAUAUCCUACCAUUUAAAUGGCAACAACUGGAUCUACGGAGAGCCGCUGUGCAAAGUCCUUAUGGGCUUCUUCUAUGGAAACAUGUAUAGCUCCGUUCUUUUCAUCGCCUGCCUCAGUGUGCAGAGGUACUGGGUGGUGGCUCACCCUCUGUCCCAGCAGAGAAAGAACAACAAAGUGGCUGUGGGUGUCUGCGUGGCCAUCUGGUCUUUCAUCUGGCUCACCACCACGCCUCUGUACUUGUAUGACCACACCGUCAAACUCAAAGACCCCAACGUCACAACCUGCCACGAUGUCAACAUCAUAAAGGACCCACUGAAUCCAUUCCCUUCUGUGCAGCUCCCGUACUUCUACUUCAUCGUCAUGGGUCUGGUGGUGUUCCUCGUGCCCUGCGUAGUGAUCAUUGUGGCCUACGUUCUGUUACUCAGGGCUCUGGGGAACGGCUUGGAGAACAGCACCGCCGGAAAGAACCGCCAGAAAGCCGUGCUGCUGAUUGUGAUCGUUCUGGUGACUUUUCUAGUGUGCUUCAUCCCCAGUAACAUCAUGCUGGUGAUGCACUACUCUCUACUAAAAGACGGAGUGAUAGACAAUGGUUACGGCUUUUACAUCUCCACAUUAUGCCUGGCCAGCCUCAACAGCUGCCUGGACCCGUUUAUCUACUACUUUGUGUCGGAGGACUUCAGGAACCACGUAAAGAACACGCUGCUGUGCAGGAGCAGCAGGACUGUAGAGAGGAUGAGGGUUUCAUUCAGCUCCAUGAAAUACUCCAGGAAGAGCAAGACGUACACGUCAAGUAGUGGCAACACGCAGAGCAGCUCCUGUUAGAGACGAGAUCAGUAAAGGGGAGCAAAAACAAAAAGAACUCCCAAUACGAUAUCCUGCUUGUGCUUGCUCUGG
Etheostoma spectabile (orangethroat darter) is the source of this 1418-nucleotide messenger RNA. It is a transcript of the gene f2rl1.2, whose product is annotated as coagulation factor II (thrombin) receptor-like 1, tandem duplicate 2. The transcript is spliced from 2 exons. The record is from RefSeq and is a predicted model, not a curated record. Gene Ontology annotation, cellular component: plasma membrane. Gene Ontology annotation, biological process: blood coagulation; thrombin-activated receptor signaling pathway; phospholipase C-activating G protein-coupled receptor signaling pathway. The coding region runs from base 180 to 1346 and encodes 388 amino acids. Gene Ontology annotation, molecular function: thrombin-activated receptor activity. NCBI's taxonomy places the organism in Eukaryota, Metazoa, Chordata, Actinopteri, Perciformes, Percidae.